Molecule: messenger RNA, 3394 nt
Organism: Ixodes scapularis (black-legged tick)
Lineage: Eukaryota; Metazoa; Arthropoda; Arachnida; Ixodida; Ixodidae
Product: acetylcholine receptor subunit alpha-like 1
Exons: 6
Coding region: 255-1805 (516 amino acids)
Biological process (GO): regulation of membrane potential; chemical synaptic transmission; monoatomic ion transmembrane transport
Cellular component (GO): neuron projection; synapse; postsynaptic membrane
Molecular function (GO): transmembrane signaling receptor activity; acetylcholine-gated monoatomic cation-selective channel activity
Source: RefSeq, a predicted model, not a curated record
AUGUAGGAGCAGUACGAUCGGGGCUUUAGCCGUCCGAUGCGUCGCAACCAAGACCCGGCGCCAGGGAGGUGGCGGCGCUGCGAUCGCCCUCCAGAACGUCCCGGGCCCGAACCCCGCGCCGUGUGUCUCUGCCGCGCGGCGUUUCCGUGCACGUCGUCGUUCGAGCGGCGGCACAGCAGCGAGUGGGGCCGGCUCCCCGCUGCAUGAGUCGGCGGGCAUGUGAUACCUGGGGCCACACGUGAGGCCACCGUGCCAUGGGCGGGCCGCGGUUCGGCCCGCGGUUCGGCCCGCAGCUCUCCUCCCUCCCCCUGCUCAUCGUCCUGUGCUGGGCGACGCGGGGCUGCCGGGCCAACGCAGACGCCAAGCGACUCUACCACGACCUCAUCAAUGGCUACAGCUCGCUUAUUCGGCCCGUGGGCAAUAACUCGGAUCGUCUCACGGUCAAGAUGGGGCUCCGCUUGUCGCAGCUCAUCGACGUGAAUCUCAAGAACCAGAUUAUGACAACAAACGUCUGGGUAGAACAGGAGUGGAACGAUUACAAACUGCGCUGGGACCCCGAAGAGUACGGGGGUGUGUCCAAAGUCCACGUACCGGCCGAACAGAUCUGGCUGCCAGAUAUCGUACUUUACAACAAUGCGGACGGCAACUAUGAGGUGACCAUAAUGACCAAGGCAAUCCUCCACUCGGACGGCCUGGUCAUCUGGAAACCGCCAGCCAUCUACAAGAGCUCGUGCGAAAUCGACGUGCAGUACUUCCCUUUCGACGAGCAGACUUGCUUUAUGAAGUUCGGCUCGUGGACCUACGAUGGUUAUACCGUGGACCUAAAGCACAAGCACCAACGCGACGACUCCAACGAAAUCGCGGUGGGCAUCGACCUGUCCGAGUUCUACCUGAGCGUGGAGUGGGACAUCAUGGCGGUGCCCGCCCGGCGCAAGGAGAAAUUUUACUCGUGCUGCGAGGAGCCCUUCCCGGACAUCACGUUCAACAUCACGCUGCGGCGCAAAACCCUGUUCUACACCGUCAACCUGAUCAUCCCCUGCGUGGCCAUCUCCUUCCUGUCCGUCCUGGUGUUCUACCUGCCCUCGGACUCGGGCGAGAAGGUGUCCCUGUCCAUCUCAAUCAUGCUGUCUCUGGGGGUGUUCUUCCUGCUCCUGUCCGAGAUCAUCCCGCCCACGUCGCUGGCCGUGCCCCUGCUGGGGAAAUACCUGCUCUUCACCAUGGUGCUCGUCUCCCUGUCCGUGUUCGUCACCAUCGCCGUGCUCAACGUCAACUUCCGGUCGCCGGCCACCCAUAAGAUGGCGCCCUGGGUCAAGCACGUCUUCCUCCAGCUCCUCCCCGCCAUCCUCCUCAUGAAACGGCCCCAAGACGAUGAUGACGAUGACGAUGCCAGUGCCAAGGGCUUCGAUGCCACGCCGUCCGCCGACAAGCCUCCUCCGCCACAGGAGCUCGCCCUCUGCGCCUACCACGCCGAGGACAGCAGCGACGAGCCGGACGCCGCCUCGCAGGCGCCGCCGUCGCCCACGCUGCCACCGCUGCAGCUGGACCAGGACCUGGCCAGGCCCGUCUUCAACGUGCGCUUCAUCGCGCAGCACAUGGAGAACGCAGACCACUUCGACCAGAUUAACGAAGACUGGCGCUACGUGGCCAUGGUCCUGGACCGGCUCUUCCUCUGGCUCUUCACCGUAGCCUGCGUCGUGGGCUCCGCCUGCAUCAUCCUGGAGGCGCCCUCCUUGUUCGACGACAAGCUGCCCAUCGACAUCCUCAUGUCCAAGGUCGCCCCCAGGCUGCGCCGUAUCCACGACUGAAGCCGGCUUCGACGGCAGUCUCAACCGCCUGGGUCUCGUCCGGCGUGCUCACGACGGUCGCCGGCCCAGAACGACAAAUCUCACCCACACCGACAUGGACAUUAGUGCCCAGAAACGGCAGUACCGCGUAAGUUUUUUAGGGUCUCAGCUCGUUCAUCGGGGGAAGGCCUCGUUCGCGCACAGUCAACGCAGAGAGGUUGCCAUUAGGCGGGUUGUACACCAGUUACCGGAGACGACAAGAGAUAGCUUCGUACGCGUGGAUGGGGCGCCACACGAACAUGCAUCUCAGACAGCAGCGAGUUUGUCUACGUCGUGCUCCUGCGUACGUUCAAUGUCUUGGGUGAUCGAGGUACGCCCUGUGUAACGCGCGUUCCAAUACGCUUGCGCUCUCCUCGUUUCGUCAAUAAGCCUGUGAUUAUUCGAGCGUCGCUAUGAUUUUACCCUGUGCCCUCCAUAAAUACCUGCAUUGCUAAAGAGCAAGCGCCUGAAUAACGCCGUCAGUGUUGACAUUGUUCAUGCCCAGGAGUAACCCUAUUCAAGAAUCUACACGCUUCGCCUGUUCAGUGCCCAUACUCGUCGCGUGACUUAGGCUUGUGCUUAUGAGCAGUACAGGUGUUUAUUUUACGUCCUUAGCUGCAAAAAUAAAAGUAAAAGCAGAAAUGUUUUGCGCAAGUUUUGUUUCGCGCGCUUUGAUUUUGACCAAGAAGGCUUAAUGCUCAAUGAAACCUCCCCGUCUAUAGGAUGUCCAACUUUGCUCGAGAUAUUGAAAGUAUCUUGCUUUCGUAAAUAUUCAUUCGUUGUUAUCGUUGUUGUUGUUUAUGACCCACCGGAAUAUGAGCACAUGCCCCGACAUCUUUCAAACGCUCCUGAGAGUUUGUUUUGUGUAUCGUGUUUAAAUUUGUUUCCGUCCUUCCAGCCAAGCUUAACGACAAUGUUGCCAAUAAUUUCGCAUUCGCGGCGACUUUAUUCAACGCCCCUAAAUUUUUGAAGAUGCUGGAAUAAGGCGUCCACUCACAUCCCGUGCCAAUGUGAUCUCAUGUCUUCGUAAAUUUUAACUAGUAUUUGUGUAGAAAAAGGCAUUGCUAAAAAUGGAAUGCUGAAGAGUGAAAACUGGUGGCGAGUUCUUGUGAAAGUCAAAUCUGAAGUGAUGUUUGAUAAUGCUUUUUUAUUGUUACCGAUGCAUAUGUCAGAGCGCAGUGCUGUUAUGCACUAGGGUUCACUUAUAUACCAAAAGCUGUGUCUUGCUACGUCAAACCAGCGAAUGCAUUGCACUUAGAAAAAAAAGAUAAAAAAAAAAAGAUAAUGGCUUGUCUUCAACGAUAGCGAAGGGAUCGCCUUGGUCUUGUACUUGCAGUAGACUUGCCUGAAGUAAAAAAUUUUCAUCGCUGAGAUCAUUGUGGUGAAAACCCAGAGCUCUUUUUUAGGAUUCUCGGUGGUUUGUACGUGGUGUGGUUAAUUACCUACAAUGAAGUUUUAUAGUUCUAGUACAAGUCUCAGUUCAGCCGGUGAUGCCGUUUACAGACGCAGUGACACUGAAAGACAGAUGAUUUUUCAGUAACCUGAGGUAUUAAUAAAAUACGUUUAUACGA